CCCAAUUGUUUUUUAGUACUUUCCCUUUCUGGGCUUUUCAAUUUUGUUUCAAAAAUGUGUUUUUUUCUUGUGGGGUUUGAAUCUUGAACCUAAAUUUUGUUUCUUUAUGGUUUCUGAAUUUCUCUGAUAUAUAUAGCAAGUAAAAGUUAUAGUAUGACUAUGACCCUUUAUUUUUGCUUUAAUGUUCAUAUCAUAUAGUUUGUUGUCAUUUUCACUCACUUUUUGAUUGUUUUGUUUGAUCUAUUUUGGUGGAUAUAGCAGGUUUGUAUUUGGUGAUUGAUGGUGAUUUGAUUUGGUUCAACUCAACCACUCAUUGUAUGAUCUUCAUCAGAUUAUUGGCGCCGUCAGUGAGAAAUCGUUUUCGAUAUUUUUGAAGGUUUAUAUAAGCUUUUAGGGUUUAGUUUAGUGUGAAAUUUGAAGUUAAAUGAAAGACAUGAGUUGGAUGGUUGUUGCAUCCCCUAAUGGUUCUUCGAAUUCGAAACCACUUUAUUCAAUUGUUGUUUCAAUUGGAGUAUCAUUAGUAUUCAUAACUUUUGCUUCAUGGUUUUUUCUGUCAUACCCUAUUAGUUCAUCUGUUCAUGGUCAUUUCUAUGGUGUAGAGAGUUCGCAAACUCGAAUGAAUACAACUUCUGUUGAUGUCCGCAUGAAUGCAAGUUUAGGUUUAGGAGAGAAUAAAACACUCUUUGAUUUGCAACCUUCCAUAGUUUCCAAUGUUGUGUCAAGUGGUAAUAGCAAGAUAGGGAAAAUUGAUAAUAAUUCAAAUUCGCAAGUACUCUUUAGUGAAUCUACUUCGCCGAAAAUUGUUCCUGUAACUAAGGAGGUGAAUGGCUUAGAAACUUUUGGUUUGGCCUCAAAAGCACGAAUUCCUGUGGUUGGUAGCAAUUCCUCAGUUGUGGAAGGUUGUGAUCUUUACCAUGGAAAUUGGAUAUAUGAUCCAUCGGGACCGUUAUACACAAACAAGUCGUGUCCUGUACUGACACAGACGCAGAAUUGCCAGGGUAAUGGUAGGCCUGAUAAGGAUUAUGAGAACUGGCGAUGGAAGCCUUUUGAAUGCGACAUCCCGCGAUUUGAUCCAAAGAAGUUUUUGGAGCUAAUUAGAGGCAAGACAUUGGCUUUUAUUGGAGAUUCGGUGGCUCGAAACCAGAUGGAGUCAAUGAUGUGCAUUCUUUGGCAGGUGGAGGAACCAAAGAAUCAGGGUACUCGCAACAUGCAGCGAUAUUAUUUUGAGUCUACAUCUGUAACGAUUGUUCGUAUAUGGUCAUCGUGGCUUGUCAAACACAAUUCAGAACCAUUUGACUUUGCUCCAGCUGGUGUGGAGAAACUCUAUCUGGAAUCCCCUGAUGAGAUGUUAAUGGAAUUUCUCCCAACAUUUGAUGUGGUUGUUCUUUCUUCUGGCCAUUGGUUUACUAAACAAUCCGUAUUCAUUUCAAACAAUGAGAUAGUCGGAGGACAAUUAUGGUGGCCGGACAAGUCUCGGCAUAUGAAGAUCAACAGCAUUGAAGCAUUCGGUAUAUCCGUUGAAACAAUUCUUACCGCUCUUGUUACACAUCCCAAUUACACCGGGCUUACAAUAUUACGCUCCUAUUCGCCUGAUCAUUAUGAGGGUGGAGGAUGGAACACCGGUGGAUCAUGCACCGGGAAAGUUAAGCCUCUUGUGCCCGGUGAAUUGGUGGAAAAUAAGUAUAAUGCUGCGAUGUACAAGCAACAGGUUACAGGUUUUAACCGCGUGGUAAAAAAGGCGACAAAUGGAUCGAGGAUGAUAUUGAUGGAUAUUACUGAAGCCUUUCAAUAUCGGCACGAUGGUCAUCCUGGUCCGUAUAGGAGCACUGAUCCUAAUAAGAUUACGAAACGAGGACGAGAUGGAAGACCACCACCGCAAGAUUGUUUGCAUUGGUGCAUGCCAGGACCUGUAGAUACUUGGAAUGAGAUUGUGUUUGAAAUUAUUAAGAAAGAAUAUGAAAGUGAUAGCACAUCUUGAGAUUAUUUUUUUCCGUCGGCAACCAAACUGCAUUCAUCUUCUAAGCUCAAGAUAGUGGCUUGUGCAGUUACAUGCUUAUCUGAAGAAGGAUACAAAAAUGAAGAUGGAAAGAUCAAUUGGUGGUUGGUAUGCAAGAAUCUUCGUACUCAUAUGUAAGAUGCCUUUGGAUUUUGAAGCUUGUGUUUUGAAAUUGGAAUGCCAACAUUCUUGUUUUCUCUUAUGUAUGUUUUGUGAACUUUAAAAUAUUUUGGUGUCGAAGAGAUUGUUAUUACCGGCGUAUGUAAGAAUGGUGCAUUGUGAUGAUGUUUUUCUGUCCAGAAUGCAAGAUUUCAACUCUUUAGAUAUUUGAAUUCUAUAUAGUAUGCAUAAGUUGGACUUUCA
This is a messenger RNA of Vicia villosa (hairy vetch), 2359 nucleotides long. RefSeq names its product protein YLS7. Lineage: Eukaryota; Viridiplantae; Streptophyta; Magnoliopsida; Fabales; Fabaceae. Bases 425 to 1978 code for a protein of 517 amino acids. The transcript is spliced from 4 exons. The record is from RefSeq and is a predicted model, not a curated record. Gene Ontology annotation, cellular component: Golgi apparatus. Gene Ontology annotation, molecular function: O-acetyltransferase activity.